ACCACCUUCACAAGACAGAUAGGGCUAAUUUCUUCGGGGCCAACGCAGUCAUGGCAAGGGGCGUCGUGUCAAGGAAGAAGUCGGUGUCCAAGUCGGUCAGGGCGGGGCUUCAGUUUCCUGUCAGCAGGUUGGCCCGCUACUUGAAGCAAAGCAAGUAUGCUGCACGGGUGGGUUCUGGUGCACCCGUGUACUUGGCAGCAGUCCUGGAGUACCUCGCUGCCGAGGUGUUGGAGCUUGCAGGAAACGCGUCUCGAGACAACAGAAAGACACGGAUCACUCCUCGCCACAUCCAACUGGCAGUGAGGAACGACGAGGAGCUGAGCAAGUUGCUAGCAGGGGUGACAAUCGCACACGGAGGGGUCCUUCCCAACAUCCACGGCGUCCUGUUGCCCAAGAAAUCACCCGAAGAGGCUCCUUCUCCGCAACCUGACCAUGCAGCCAGAACUCGCCACAACGAAGCCAAAAAGCACUUGAAAAAGGGCCACGCCCAUCGACACUCAACCUAAACAACAACAACAAGAAAAACAUUUCUCAUCUGGUCCGCACCGAUCAUAACUCUUUGUAACGAACUCUGCUUUGACUGCAACAUCGAGACGAACGUUUGUGGGUCACGUAUGCAGGCCUCCGUCUGUCUAGACCUUAAAUUGAAACCUCGGAAAUUCCGUUUGUGGAGAUCCAGUGUCAAGCCUUCGACGUUUUAGAGUUUCGUUUUACUGCAUUUCUUAUUUAUUUACUGCUAAAAACUUCCAAUAAAUAAAAAAAUCAUUUUUGUGUUUA
This is a messenger RNA of Physcomitrium patens, 777 nucleotides long. RefSeq names its product putative histone H2A.2. NCBI's taxonomy places the organism in Eukaryota, Viridiplantae, Streptophyta, Bryopsida, Funariales, Funariaceae. Gene Ontology annotation, cellular component: nucleosome. The record is from RefSeq and is a predicted model, not a curated record. Gene Ontology annotation, molecular function: structural constituent of chromatin; protein heterodimerization activity; DNA binding.